This is a messenger RNA of Silurus meridionalis, 1070 nucleotides long. RefSeq lists its product as uncharacterized. The record is from RefSeq and is a predicted model, not a curated record. The coding region runs from base 138 to 989 and encodes 283 amino acids. The transcript is spliced from 4 exons. Lineage: Eukaryota; Metazoa; Chordata; Actinopteri; Siluriformes; Siluridae.
AGUUUGACAAUCACUUCCGCCUGUUUUUCUUCGCAAGUCUUUGUGUUAAAGGUUGUAGCCAAAAGGAAAAAAAGGGGUUUAUGUGCUAUAAAGUGUUUUGUUCUCUGGUGAAUAAGAAGCUCGUGUAAAUAAAGCUGAUGGAGGGCAGUAAUGGGAGCAGCUCGAAGUGGGCGAUGGAGCGGCGGAUGGAGGGGCUGGUGAACAAACACAUGGCAGACAUGGCACUGGAGACACUUCAGCAGCGACUCUCGGCCGUGUCCCAAGAAAUGAACCAUUUGUCUGCUGAAAUAUCCAGACGGGAAGACUCUAAGAGGGUUCAGGAUUUCCCGCGGCGGACUGAGCCGCACUUCCUUGUCGGCUCCUUCCCGGAGUCUUCUAACGAAGAGCCAGUAGACGAGAAAAAGUUGAUGGCAAACACAUCCUCAUCCUCAGCAGAAACUGCGUCUCAAAGAAAAAUCAUCUCACUCCUGCUGGAGAUAAAAGAAGAACAACAGAGGCAGUGGGCUGUACUGAAAGACCUUCAAGUAAUGAUUCAAGGACACAUGUGUGAGGAGGAUGUUGAAACUCUGGAAAUAGAUCUCCCGCUACAGACAAUGGAACAGCUUGAUGAAACAGAGAGAUAUUUGGAGAACGAUGGAGCACAGAAAAGAAUGGUGUCUCACCUCUCCCGGAUGGGUGGUGCAACAGUGGAUGAUGCAGUUAGACGUUUGAUGCAGGCAGUUUUGUCUUUUAGCGUUGGUUCCGAGCUGAACUGGGUUGGUCGAGGACAAAAAAGAAGCUUUAGAAAUACCAGACUACAGGGAGUUUUGUUUCGAGCGUUAAAGAAGACCCCUGUAGGAAAGGAGGCCACACACCACCAGUUUGCAGACGUAGUAAAGAAGUGGCUACGAUUUGCUCCAUUCAGACAAGGAGGCAGUGGGCGGAGACAGCAUUACAAACCUCCUGUAGAAUUCAUGUGUCCUAAUUAUAAUACUGAUACAGAAGGGUGACAAUAGUGUCUUAUCUUGUUUUCAAACACAUUUCAAAAAGUAAUAUUUCAAUAAAAAAAACACAUUUUGUUUUACUGUGAA